AUGCACUACUUACGCAAUGCCAUGCUUGGCGCAGGUUUUCUAACCGCUCAAUCGCUAGCGCUAGUGUCGAACUCGUCGUCGUCCGGUGUCGUUGGAAACUACAUUGUUUCAACCACAACGGGCAACACCACGUCGUUCGGUGACUCGUACGUAUUCCUGCACACCACGGAAUUUGAGGUGUCAUCGCCCGUCAACGGGCUCACUUUCGAAAUCGACCCUCGUCUGGGCGGUCUUCCAUCGGACGACACUCCGUACAAAUUCGACUACGGGACUGCAACGCUCCACGACGGUAAUAUCACCGUGAACUUCACGUCUGUGCCUCCUUCCGGUCGCUACAACUUGACUUUCCCUACGUUUAUCGGGCAAGACCAGAACCAGCUCGUGGGUGAAAACACCUACACCACCACCUUCGAAAACCAGGAAUUCAACAACACCAUCGACUACGUGGUUUUGCCAUCGAACCGCGCCGUGUUCAACUCGAUCGAAUACGACUCUGAAAAUCAAGCCUACUUCUAUCUCAACAUUCCUAAGGACGCCUAUUUGGGUGGCUUUACUUUUAACACCACGGGUCCCAAGUCGUACUCUUAUAUCGCGAAUUCCUUCGAUUUCGGGUUUAUAGAAACCCCAAGCGACUCUGCAGCCAUUGGUUCCAGUUUGAUGAUCCUGCGUCCACCCAAAGCACUCUCGACAGUGUUUACCCACAAUACUACACCCUCGAUACCUCCAGCGGUGGUGUGAACUUUGCUUACAACGGUAAUAUUUCCGUCGAUGCCACAGACGAGUCCGGUUCGACUGAUAUCACCUACACUGCGGCUUACAUCAAAUUCGAAGUCAAAGCACCAUCGGGCACCAACGUUUUCGAAUUGGAUGCAACUUUAACCUUCAACGGUGACCAAAAGUUGACCUACUCUUUCCACAACUUUGGCUACGGUCCUGGGUUUUUGAACGCUUACGAAAUUCCAUCCUAUACUAUCUCUACAGGAACUGGUGGAUCUCCUUCCUCGUCUGCUUCUGCUUCUGCUUCAAGUUCUGCUUCAGGUUCUGCCUCUGCCUCUGCCUCUGCCUCUGCCUCUGCCUCUGCCUCUGCCUCUGCCUCUGCCUCUGCCUCUGCCUCUGCCUCUGCUUCUGCUUCCUCCGGGUUCAACUCUACAUCGUCGACUGCACCUUUCACUUCUACUCUAAGCUCCAAUGCUUCAAGUGGUGCUUCAUACCCAAGUUCCUCAAUGUCGAGCGGUUCCGCUAUUACUGGUUCUUCCUCUAGCAGCGGUUCUUAUAUCUACCCUAGCUCGAGUGUCUCGUCUGCUUCUGGCUCUGGAUCUGGCUCCGGUUCUGGCUCUGGCUCCGGUUCUGGCUCUGGCUCCGGUUCUGGCUCUGGCUCCGGUUCUGGCUCUGGCUCCGGUUCUGGCUCUGGUUCUGCUGCCAGCAUCACCACAACAAAGAAACUUUCCACUACUGUGAUCACUACUUGCCCAAUUUGCACGGGCAAGGACAAGACCACUGCCGUGGCUAUCUCCACCGUCACCACCACGCAAAGCGGCGUUGUCACUGAGUACACCACCUUUUGCCCCCUAUCUACACAAUCUGCCUCUUUGUCGGUGUCUUCCGGUACUACUGUCAGUCCAUCUGUGGGGAUCACCGAGAUUUCGUCUGGCGUCUACACCAUUUACACUACUUACUGCCCAUACACUGCCACUGCCGGCUCUGCCACUGCAGGUGCUUCAUCUCUUGGUGCUGUUUUUUCCGCUUCCUCUAGUCCCUCCAGCACUGCCGCUCUCGUAUCCCAAUACGAAGGUGGUGCCAAGUCAUUGACCUUCAAUCUUGCAGCUGUGCUAGCUUCGUUGUUGGCAUUGAUUUGA
Lachancea sp. 'fantastica' is the source of this 1856-nucleotide messenger RNA. Lineage: Eukaryota; Fungi; Ascomycota; Saccharomycetes; Saccharomycetales; Saccharomycetaceae. The record is from the annotation of a GenBank genome assembly.